GCAAGCCGGACGAACACUUGGGAAUAAGAAUUCGCAUUCGUUUUCUGAACGGAAAAGUGAUAAUGAAGCUUAUUUUUAAUGCCCUCGCAGUGACUUUGUUUUUACCCUACCAUGUUACGUUUGAUAAAGUAUUAGUGUCUUUGAAGAUGGGAGAUUCCGUCACUCUACACACUGGAGUUGAAACAAAUCAACAAGAUGUUAUUAAAUGGUAUUUCAAUAACACUCGCAUCGCUCAAAUCAGUGGAGAUCUCAGUAAGAUCUGUACAGAUGAACCGUGUCCUGGGAGAUUCAGAAACAGACUGAAGCUGGAUCAUCAGACUGGAUCUCUGACCAUCAUGAACAUCACAAACACUGACUCCGGGGAAUAUGAAUUGAAAAUCAUAAGCAACAAUGACAGUAAAAAGAUCUUCAGUGUUUCUGUCACUGAUGUUCCUGCUGCUGAACUAUAUGAAAUGAAGGAGAGAGAAUCUGUCACUUUAGACUCUGGUGUAAUAAAACACCCAAAUGAUGUGUUGACGUGGUAUUUUAAUGAGAUUCUCAUCACUGAAAUCAGUGGAGAUCAGAGUAAGAUCUGUUCAGAUGUUCAGUGUAAACAGAGAUUCAGAGACAGACUGAAGCUGGAUCAUCAGACUGGAUCUCUGACCAUCAUGAACACCAGAACCACAGACUCUGGAGAAUAUGAGCUAAAGAUCAUCAGCAGCAGAUUCAGCAUCACCACAGUGAAGAGAUUCAGUGUUUCUGUCACUGCUGUUCCAGAUUCAGGUCUGUCUUCAGCUGCUGUAGCAGGAAUAGUUAUUGUUGUUCUGCUGGUGGCUGCUGCUGCUGCUGCUGGUGUGGUUUACCGUCGCCGCAGGAGACAUACAGCUGUACCACAUGAAUGAGGAUGAUGAUGAUAACUCGCCACCUGAUCCUAAAAGCAUUAAUUUGAGGUAGAUGGGAUGUCCUUAAACUCUAUUUACUCGCAAAGAUCUGAAGAUUUCAGUAGUCGGUACCAAUAAUGUAAGCAAUAUGGUACCAGCAUUAAAACAGAGUUUUGUUUUGGUCUGUAGAGGUUUAUCAGACCUUCUAAAGUGAUUUAGUUUCGAAACACAACAGAGAAACAUGUGCAUUCCACAGAUACAACCCCCCCCCCCUCCUAAAAAAAAUAGUUUUGUUUCCCAUUACUGAAAAAUUAAAUAUUGUCUUUAUUUUCUGGGGAAAAAACACAUUCUAAUUCAAAUUCUAAUACUACUAAUAAUACUAAUAAAUUAAUGUGUGCUUAAAAAAAUUAAAUGAAAUCUACAAGUGGCAUCAGAAAUUUUUUUUAAAAAGAAAACAACUUUAUAUGUUAUAUGAUGCAAACUUGACUAAUGUGACCUGAAAGAGCUAACACUAUGCUUGAUUAUCUUUUUAAUAUUUAUUAAUUUACCACUAGCAUUAACCCUUGGUCAUCCACCAUCAACAGAAAACACUGGUUGACCAACUUUUAUUAACAUAGUGCUUUAUAUAUAUAUAUAUAUAUACACACACAGUGUACUCCAUAAAUAUUGGAACAGUCUCUGCUGUGGAGUCAAGACAUUUGCAAAUAUGAUUAAAAGAUGAAUAUGUGACAAAACUACAGAAUGUCAGAUUUUGUUAUUAGGUCUUUCGACAUAUACAUGUCUUACCAAAUAAAAAGGACAGCACUUUUAGAAUUCAUCCAAUUAUUUGAUGUGAACAUAUGUAUUGGAACAGCUUAAUUUAAGGCAGAUGUAAAAGAUUAAAAGCUAAUAUUUAGUUGCAGAUCCCUUGCCAGCAAUCAGAGCAGUGAGUCUGCAACCCAUAGGCAUCAGCAGACUCUUGCUCUUAUGCUUUAAAAGGCUUUUCUCCAGCCUUUAACAUAGCCAACUCCUUUUGUUGCUUGUUUUGGGGAGUUUCUUUCAUUCGUCUCCCCUUGAGAGCGUUUAAAAGCGUUAUUGAAGCACAAAUUGAGCAGAGCGUGCCGUCGCUCCUAGAUAAUCGAAAAUGAGCAAAAAGGCAGGAGCUGUUUGCUGAAGCCACGCCCACCUAGCUUGACGGCUGUGUCAGCAGCGGCAAUCCAACUGUCACGCAGGUGACCACGCCCUAAAUUAUGCAGAACUUUAAAGCUUAAUAUAGUUUAAACUGAAGAGUUAUAAAAAAUAAAAAAAUUCAGCCCCUCACAGUUGUCAUGAAGGGCAAAAUGAGGUAUAUAGAUCAAAAUAAUUUUUUUUUAUCCUGUAAAUGUUUUUUUUUUAUGCUCUAAAGUUGGGCAUUUUAACAUGGGGAGUCUAUUGGAUUGACUCCCUUUCGCUGCCAGCCUCUAGCGGCAUUUGAGAAGAUGGCACCAUGUUGUGAAAAGUUUUGAAGCCCUGCUAACAGAAAUAAACCGUAUUAACAAAGGCAUCAUUUUAUAAAUAAACGGUCCUGGGGUUUAAAAAAAAAAAAAAAAAAAAAAAAAUGCAUGAUCUUUGCUCUAAUUGUAACUAAUUUGUGUACUUUACAAUAGAUUAUUAGGAAAUUAUAGGAAAUUAGGGUGAAAUAGUAAAAUGUAUGCAGUUGCGGAUAACACAGUCAGAAUGGUAGAAAAAAAAAAGUAAAUAAAUAAAACCCCAGAAGACCUUAAGGGAUGCCCAAAGGUAUAAGCUUGACUUUUUUUUUUUUCUUGUGAGUGAUUUUAUUAUGCUUGUAAAUGGAUGCACAUGAUAUAAGUCAUGUUAAAUACUAGGGCUGUCAAGAUAUUAGAUUUUUCAUAUCACGGUUAUUGUGGCCAUACGAAUUUAAAAUAUUGAUAUAUUGUGAUAUUUAUAGAAACCUUGGUGGGGGGGGGUAUGAGUCAAAUUAUUUUUUACUUUGUUUAUUAUUGAGUUUUUCUGAUACUGAUAAAUGCAAGACACAAGUCUCUGGCUUUCUCCAUCUUCUUUGGAGCUCCCAUGAAAUAACGAGAGAAAAUACUGUCAAGGUCAACAGAAUGAUGAAUAAAUAUUAAUGGUAACACUUAAAAUUUGAUUUUGUUAACAUUAUUGUAUUAACUAACAUGAAUGAACAAUACAUUUAUUACACAAUUUAUUAAUCUUUGUACAUAUGAAUAAAAACGGAGUCAUUCAUUGCUCAUGUUAGUUCAUAGUACAUUAAUGUUUACAAACACAACUUGUGAUUUUAAUAAUGCAUGAGUGAAUGCUGAAAUUAACAUGAUCUAAGAUUAAUAAAUGCUUUGGAAAUAUUGUUCAUUAUUGUUUGUUAUGUAUAUAUGUUAACUAAUGUUAUUAACUAAUGUUUACUAAUGAACUUUAUUAAAGAAUGACCGCAGAUGAGGCAUUAAGUGUAUGCCAGUGCGACCAACUUCACAUUUUACAGAGUUUAAUGCUACAAUGUGGUUUAUUAGUUUUUCCAAGAUCUGUUUUUAUCGAGUAACUAUUUAUAGAUUUGAACAAAGAAAAAAAGAUUUCUACACACAAGCUGUAUUUAUGGCAAAUACAAUAUAUAUAUAUAUAUAUAUAUCUCGUCACACACUAAAUUAGCACUAUAUCGAUAAUUGUUGCUUUGAAUAUUCAUAGCUAUUGUCAAUAUUGGAAUAUCGCGACACCCCUAUUAAAUACUCUGGCUUUAAAACUUGCAAAAAUACUAAUGUGUUGUUUGUCUGGAAUGAUGUUACCACACAAUUUAUGUGUGUUACUAUAAUAUCUAUAAAAAUGCACUGUUUUUAAGUCUUCAAACAUUUAGUAAUAUUUCUUUAUAUUCAUCAAACAAAACAUCUGUGAUAUUUCUGUGGUGCUGAAUAGUAUUUUAUUUGUUUGUGUGCUUGUUUUUUUGUGCAUGUGAAAUGAAUGGCACUGCAAUUCUUUAUCUUUUCAGUUUUAUUGUGUUCAACUGUGAUUGUCAAGUUUUUUUAUUUUGUUUUUAUAUUUUGCGGAUGUAUUUGUAUUGUAGAAUAUUAUCAUAGUUUGAUGAAGAUGAUUGCCUUUAAUUAUCAGAUCAGCCAUGCUUGUUCAGCUUUAGACUAACAGAUGUAUUCUUUCUUUCUUUUGGUAGCAUUCUUGUUUUUUUAUUUGUUUUUCAUGUGGUGCUUAUUUUCUUUCAUUUUCUAUUCAAUUGACAUGAGUCAAGGGGAAAAGUGCCUUGAAGCAAACCCACAAGACAAUCUUUUCUGAAACACAAAACAUCAUGUAUGUAUUUUUCUGUUUAGGUAUGUUUAUGGGAAAACAUUAAAAACAUGAUCAUCUCUGUGGAAUAUAUUUUUUUUAAAUUCAUUAUAAAUAACAUUUCCUUUUGAAUACUAAAUGACUAACACUUAUGCCAAAGUUUCUGCACGUUGAAUAAGAGGAAUGAAAACAAGACAGUUGUCCCAAAACAUAUAAAUAUAUAGAUCACAUGAUUUGAGUAACAAGCUGAUGUAAUCAAGAAACCCAGAUUUGUAGUUUUGGUUUGCCUUAAUAAUAAAACCUUCAUUUAAAAACUG
Carassius auratus (goldfish) is the source of this 4435-nucleotide messenger RNA. RefSeq lists its product as uncharacterized. The record is from RefSeq and is a predicted model, not a curated record. The transcript is spliced from 5 exons. Lineage: Eukaryota; Metazoa; Chordata; Actinopteri; Cypriniformes; Cyprinidae. The coding region runs from base 63 to 881 and encodes 272 amino acids.